Molecule: messenger RNA, 8773 nt
Organism: Pundamilia nyererei
Lineage: Eukaryota; Metazoa; Chordata; Actinopteri; Cichliformes; Cichlidae
Gene: otogl
Product: otogelin-like
Exons: 57
Coding region: 554-8257 (2567 amino acids)
Biological process (GO): L-arabinose metabolic process
Cellular component (GO): extracellular matrix
Molecular function (GO): alpha-L-arabinofuranosidase activity
Source: RefSeq, a predicted model, not a curated record
CUACUUUUCUGUUAGCUAAUGGACUAAGUUUACUUCAGGGCUGUCUUUCAGAAGGGCUUUUACUCCUGUUGUUUUCUUUUCAAAUAUAUGUUUGUUGUUUUUAUGGUUUGUUUUGGCUAAUAAUGUGUAUAUAACCAACUUUUGUGAACUGGACUCUUAAUUCGAAGCUCUCUAGUUCAUUUCCCCCCUGCUUGUUUCUCUGUUUGUGUCUCUGACAAGGGUCCCACCCCACAAGUGAUUUUACGGUACAUUCAGGUGAAAACCUCUGUUAUGGAGGGGCAGAUUUGUAGGCUCACACGGAGGCAAACGGUCAAGCCAACGUCAGCCUGCUGGCUGAAGAUGCAGUGAUAGAGAGCAAAGCAACAGGCUUACCUGCGCAACAGGUGUAGGCUACUCGUCAGCUGGUCAGGAGGGGGGGGCUGUCUCCACCAGGUACGUUUUACAGGUACAACCAGGCAUCGUACCGGUUCAACAAACACCCUGAACUCUUUCCUCUCGGGACAGUUGAGAUGCACCGUUAACGUUUCGGCGAGACUUCCUUUCGGACUCUGAGAUGAACUUAAAGUGGACAGUGAAACGAUUUCUUCUUAUGUCGUUUUCAGUCUCCCACUUGCUGUUACUUGAGGGAGUUCAGAGUCGACUUUCAGUGGCAGAAGGAAGACCACAGAGAAGAGCUAAUGCACUCCGGAGGAAACGGGAUCUCCUCGGGGAGGAGACGUACAGACCAUUGCUGUCAGAGGGUACUCUGUCACGCAGUAUUUUGCACAACUACACAGCCAGAGAUUCCUCUUCAGAAUACUGCGGCUGCCUCAAUGGCGGCUGGUGUCAGGAAGGUGGGGUGUGUGACUGUGCCCAGUUCCAGGCAUUGGGAGACCGCUGCCAGAUCAUACCUAACCAGGGCCAGGAUAGAGAUGGGAUCUGCAGGUCAUGGGGUCAGCACCACUAUGAAACAUUUGAUGGAAUAUAUUUCUACUUCCCUGGAACCUGCUCUUACAUUUUGGCCCAGGAUUGUCACUCAACUACACCGCAGUACACAGUGUGGGUUCACAACAGCAGAGUGUGUGAGGGGAGUGUGUAUUUAUGUCCGAGAGCUCUCAGUCUGUUCUUCCCAAACGAGGAGGAGAUCCACAUCUCGGGAUAUCGGGUCCACCAGGGAGGUCGCAGGUUAAGUUUGCCACAGACUGUGGGCGGUGUCUUUAUUGAACGACUGGCUGAUUACCUGCUCGUGAAGAGCGUGUUUGGCUUCUCUUUGGCCUGGGAUGGAGGCUCGGGCGUCUACCUGAAGAUGAGCGAGGAGCACCAAGGCGCCCCUUGUGGCCUGUGUGGAAACUUCAACAAUGUUGCUGGUGAUGACCUCACCACUGCUCGCGGUAUUCGGACUGAUGAACCUGCACUGUUUGCUAAUAGCUGGGCAGUGGACCUUGCUCAUGAACGAGCCUGUCCCUCAGUGGAUCUUGACUUUAGUGGGCCCUGCCAGUCUGAGUCAGACAUGGAUGAUGCUAUAGAGAAAUGCAGUGCGCUUCUCUUUUUCCCCUUUUUGUCCUGUCAUGAAAACAUCGAUCCCAAUCCCUUUGUUGCCAGUUGUGUCUCUGACCUUUGUGUCUCUGAUGAUGAGGAAACUUUUUGUCGAGCCUUGGUGGAGUACACCCGAGCAUGCUCCCAUGUUGGAUAUCCCGUAAGAGAGUGGAGAGACAGCUUCCCUUCUUGCAAUGACGGCUGUGAGGAGAGUUUUGUGUAUAGAGACUGUAUCAGCUGCUGUCCACCUACCUGUACAUUUGAGAAAGAAUGCCUGGGAACCAAUCUGCAUUGUCUGGAUGGCUGCUACUGUCCUGAUGGUCUCAUCCUGCAGAAUGGAACAUGCAUUGCUGCCUCUCAGUGUCCAUGUGUUUAUCAUGGAACGUCAUAUGUACAAGGACAGGUGCUACAACAGGGAUGCAGUGUCUGUGUGUGCAUGGGUGGUGUGUGGAACUGCACUGAGAAUAACUGCACAGUUGAAUGUUCAGUGGUUGGGGACGUGUUUGUGACGACGUUUGACGGAAGGAUGUUUCUCCAGCCAGGGGCGUGUCAGUAUGUCCUGGCAAAGAGCCGCAGCAGCAGAUUCACCAUCACACUACAAUAUACUACUUGUGCAGAGCAGCAGGUGUGUAUUCAGUCAGUGACAGUAGAUGCAGUCGAGGUGCGGAAGCUGACCUCUGUGUUCACACAGCUGAAGACUGGGAUUGGUUUCAGGCUGCAUUAUGACGGUCGAGGCGGAAGGGUCUAUGUGCAGCUUGACAGCCAGUGGCGCGGACAGACGCUGGGACUCUGUGGAACCUACAAUGGAAAUCUACGAGAUGAUUUCCUGUCUCCAGCGGGUAUGAUAGAGGGCACUCCGCAGCUUCAUGCCAGUGCUUGGAAGGUGUCAUCUGCCUGUGUUGCUCCAGUUAAUCUACCUAUUACAGACCCAUGUGAGAUGAAUCAGCACAACGUAUUCUACGCAUCCCAGUGUGAGGUGCUUUUGGGCACUGUGUUUGCUCCGUGCCAUGGCUACAUCAGUCCAAACAUCUACCAGCAGCAGUGCCGCUAUCAGGCCUGCCGCUGUGGGAGCAGCUGUUUAUGCACUGCACUGGCUCAUUACGCUUACCUUUGCUCCAAACAUGGAGUCAACAUUAAUUUCAGAUCACAAGUCUCUGAGUGUGGAGUGGUGUGUCUUGGUGGAAUGAUGUACCACUCGUGUGUGUCGUCUUGUGGCCGGUCCUGUCGGGCAUUGUCCAGCAAUGAGACAUGUACCCCUGAUGAUUGUGCCGAGGGAUGCGGCUGUCCAGACGGCAGUUUUUAUGAUGAUGUGCGCCAGCGCUGUGUGCAGCUGUCGCAGUGUCACUGUUAUUCCAUGGGUGGGGUGUCACAACCAGGAGAGGUGACCUUCAGUGCCUCUGGGCCCUGCCUGUGCAGAAAUGGGAAGAUGGAGUGUGUGCCAGAGGAAAAAGAGCCAGAUAGUAUAGAAGUCGGGGAGUGUCCAGAGGGGAAAGUGUACCACAGCUGCACUGAGCAGAGGGGAGGAGUGGCCUGUGCACCAACCUGCCGCAACCUGAUGUUGAACCUGACGUGCCCACCCAGUACACCAUGCAUACCUGGCUGUGUCUGCCCUUCUGGGCUGGUGCUGCACCAGGGGGAAUGUUAUUAUCCAGAAAAUUGCCCUUGUUCCUGGCUUGGACUUGAGUACCUGCCUGGAGAAACUGUGGAAACACCAUGCUACAAAUGCGUGUGUCACCGUGGCUAUUUUAACUGCAGCUACUCUCCGUGUCCAGCUGUGUGUACUGUUUACAGCGACAGGCACUACCACACCUUUGAUGGCCUCGAGUACGACUACCACUCUGACUGUCAGGUCUACUUGCUCAAAAGUGCAGGAGAGACCGAGGUAUCCAUUGUUGCCCAAAACAAAGACUGCUAUGAGAGCGGCAUUGUGUGCAUGAAAAUCCUGGUCAUUCACGUGGGACUUACCAAGAUCUACUUCACUGACAAUUCUGGCAACCUUAGCCCUUCCACUGUUGUUGGUCGAGGGUCAGAGUUUGAGCUCUGGAAAGCCGGCUACUACACUGUCAUCCACUUCUCAAAUCAGGACCUGACCAUCCUUUGGGACCGCAAGACGACUGUGCACAUCAGAGCUGGACCUCAGUGGAAGGGUCUUCUCAGUGGGUUAUGUGGAAAUUUUGACAGUGUGACAGCGAAUGAUAUGACCACCUCCAGCCACAUGGAAGUCAGUAAUGCACAGACAUUCGGCGAUAGCUGGGCCCUGGGACAGUGUGAAAGCGACUAUGUACUUGAGCGACCAUGUGAAGGGGACUUAGGGAGACAGCCGUACGCCAAAAGAGAGUGCGCUCUCCUCUACAGCGAUGUCUUUGCACCUUGUCACAAUGUUGUUGAUGUGGCCUGGUUCUACAGGAACUGCCUAACAGACACUUGCAAUUGUAACCGUGGGGGAGACUGUGAGUGUCUCUGCACGUCCAUCGCUGCAUACGCAUACAAAUGCUGUCAGCAGGGGGUCACAAUUCACUGGAGAUCACCUUCUGUCUGUCCCUAUGAUUGCGAGUACUACAAUCAAGAGCUAGGCGAUGGCCCAUUUUCCUUGGUGAGUGCAGUCUAUAAAGACACCAUGUUUGGAGUGAAUCGUACCAGCAGCUCUGUUUUUCCCCUGGUAAGAGAAAGACCAGGGCAGUUGCCUGCCCCAGGUCUACUGUUCAACUUCAUGAUCACAGCAGGAUUGCAGAAGGACAGAACAUCACGUGUUCCCAUGGUGUCGCUGGAGUCUGCAGAGAGACCCAACUACUUCCUUGUUGUGUCAGGGCGCAGCCGUCUGCAGUUGGAGCAGUGGAGUCGAGGGGUGGAGUUCAGUCGUAGAGCAACCUUUAUCCAGCACCAGGGGCUGAUUCUCCCAGGUCACACUUCAUUUGAGCUUGUGGCCCAGCCUGGAGUUUUUUUGACACUCACACGCACUGCUGCACGAGCCCAGAGAUACGACACCUCACAGGGCUUCAAAGCCAGCAGCAGCUUCACACUGGAGGAGAGCACUUUUGUAAUACCUUACCGUAUGAUGUGUGAGUGGCGCUACCAGUCCUGUGCAAGUCCUUGUGUCCCCACGUGCAGUGACCCAGAUGCUACACGCUGCCAGUUUCUUCCUCCUGUAGAAGGUUGCUUUCCACGAUGUCCAAAGAACAUGGUCCUUGAUGAAGUCACUAGAAGAUGUGUCUACACAGAGGACUGUGUGUCUCUUCCCCCAACUCCAACCCCGUUUGCAUAUGUGACGCGGUCUAACAGGACUACUACAGCACCACUGCCAAUACCUACGACUACAACAACAACUUCUACUACCACCACCACCACUACCACCACAAGGCCGACAACAACCACUACAACCACCACCACUACUAGAGGCACCACUACCCCCUCCACUACUAUCAGGUCCACAACAACCACUGCCACUUCUACCACCACCACUCCUGCUACUACUCCCAGCACAACAUUAGCCACUGAGCGUGUCACCACUCUGCUCACCCCAACUUCAUCCACGUCUCCAUCUGCUACUCCCACCACUAUUGUUUCAACUACUCUCAGUCCCACAACCCCGACAGAACUCACCACUCUCAGGACAACUGAAACAACCCCCACUCAAACGCAAACUACUACGGUGACUACAACAGUUACCUCUGCAACGCCUUCCACUGUACCCACUGGAGCCACUACAGCCCCCUCCACUACUUCUCGUCCCUCCCAUACCUCACCCUCAAUUCCUACCUCCACCACCAUUACCGCACCAUCCACAUCCCCGCCUCUUCCAACAUCCCCCACCUUACCACCCACUACAGUUGUUACAACUACCUCCACCUCAGCUACUUUUGAACCUGAAACCACUACCAAAUCCACAACCACUCCUCAACCUCCUCCAGCAGAUACGACUGUCGCCACAGAGGCCACCACUCCAACAGACACUCCAACAACUACAGCACCCCCUCCUACAACCAUCGAGCCCACCACUGAGCCUGUAACUACAGAGAUAGUCACAAGUCCUGCAACCAUUCCUGUAACAGAGGAAACAUCAACCACUCACCCUUUCCUUUUGCCCACUAUUCCCUGUACACCCCCAUACUCCUAUCGCAUUGAUGAGUGUGUUGAGCUGAUCUGUUUUAAUGGAGAGCUGCUGCUUCACAACUCUUCUCUUCACUGUCGCUACAACACCACCCAACCUCAGUGCAGUCUGCUGGGCAUGCCUAUCCUGGUUAACACAGACCCCUGCUGUCCGCAGUGGCAGUGCCCGUGUCGCUGCACUGUAAUGUCAGACCUGCGUGUGAUCACAUUUGAUGGUAAUAAUGUAGCCUUGUACGACAAUGGCUCCUACAUCUUGGUUAACCUGCCCAGAGAGACUAUUAUUGGCACUGUGGAGAAAUGUCCAACUAGUCAGAGUGUGAAUUCCAUCAGGCGAACUAGCCCUACAGGUGGAACAUCUGGACUUUGUUUUAAGAAGCUGAACAUUACUACCUCUUUCUACAGAAUUAUAAUCAACCGACUCGAUCGGAAGGUUACAGUAAAUUACAGACCUGCUAGACUUCCGUUCUCACGUCAGUCCCUUUAUGUGGAAGAUACAGGAAGCAUGUACCUUAUCCACACACCUGGCGGGAUCAGUAUACAGUGGUAUCAUAGCACGGGCAUUAUGGUGCUACAGUAUAUUGCUCCUAAUAAUACAUCUGUGCCCACUCGAGGCCUGUGUGGUUGCUGCGAUGGGAACCCAGAAGAUGACCUGAAACUGCCCAAUGGCACAGUGGUGAGAGAGUUGGGAGACAUGAUGAUCUUCCUACAGGCAUGGAGAGUCCACACCACCGAUGAGACCGAACACACACGCAGGGUCGGAGACAACUGCACCACUGGCGACUGCUCCACCUGUCUCUCUAUGCUUUACCAAAACGCUUUCACACCAUGCCACGGCAAGGUGCCUCCGGAGCAGUUCUGUGACAUCAUUUGGGCAGGUGACCUUCAUUACAAGGACCACCAGUGUGACUUCUUGGCAGCCUACGUGGCGGUCUGCUACACACAUCAAGUCUGCAUCAACUGGAGACGACACAACUUCUGCCCACUCCGGUGUCCCCCUGGUAAGGAGUAUCAGCCAUGUGUGAGCACUUGCACCAGCCGCACUUGUCUAAACAGAGAUUACUACGAGGAGACUACCUGUUCCUUCAUCAGAGAAGAGUGUGUGUGCCGCAGUGGAACUAUCCUGCACCGUGCUGAUUCACCUUACUGUGUAACCGAGGACCGUUGUGUGUGCACAGAUAAUGAGGGUAACCCCCGGGCCCCAGGCGAGGUGUGGAAUGGCUCUGCUCGGAGCUGCUGUCUCUACAAGUGUAUGGAAAAUGGCUCUGUGGUGGCUGUGGAACCAGACUGCAGCGCCGUGCCUACUCCACUGUGUGAGAGAGAGGGAGAGUAUGUGCUGGAUGUGCUGGAAGAAGGAGCCUGCUGCCCAAAGAAGAUCUGUGACUGCAACAUGACCAUCUGUGAUAGUGAAGCUCCACCUUGUGAUAAUGGGAACAGGCUAGUGAUCGGUUACAGCGCUCUUUCCUGCUGUCCAGAGUACCGCUGUGAGUGUGACCCCAUGGCGUGCCCUCCUGUGUCUACCCCAGAGUGCAGGGAAGAUCAGUUUCUAGUCGAGGUCAGGGGGCAAAAGUCCUGCUGCUACUCUUACCUGUGUGUGUGUGAGUCAUGUAUCGAGCCCAUUCCAACUUGCUCGAACGGAGAAAUUCUGGCUGUGGAUCUGAACACCACCAGCAGCUGCUGUCCACAGUACCACUGUGUCUGUGAUGUCAAUCUGUGCCCUGAAUCAUCUGUGAGCUGUGCACCUGGUCUCUCUCUUGUCCAAACUGCCAUUCCCGGGCAUUGCUGCCCCCAGCAUCACUGUGAAUGCCAAUGUGAGGACAGUUCUUUCCCCAUCUGUCAGGUGGGGGAGGUGCUGAUGGAGGUUCCAGACAGCAACACCAACUGUGGCUGUCCUCAGCGUACAUGCCAGAAGGCAGAGGUGUGUCUUUUCCAAGGGGUGACAGUGCUGGGCCCAGGCCAGUCUCUGGUUCAGUACUUUGAGGGAGAACUGUGCUACACUGUCCAGUGCCUGCAUCAUAAAGAUCCAGACUCGGGUUAUUAUGCCAUGGAAAUCACCUCUGUCAACUGCUCCCAAAAAUGUGGACCACAUCAGGUGUAUGUACCAUCUACAGACCCUCAGGUGUGCUGUGGUUCCUGUAAAAAUAUCUCCUGUACUUUCACUAAUGAAAACGGGACAACGGAGCUUUUCACUGCAGGGAGUUCCUGGGUGGAGAACUGCACACGUUACGACUGCAUGGAAACUGCAGUGGGAGCGGUGAUACUUGCCUCUGGGGUGGUUUGCCCACCUUUCAAUGAUACAGAAUGUAUUCAGAAUGGCGGUGUUGUUCAGAGCUAUGUGGAUGGCUGUUGCAGGACAUGUAAAGAGGACGGCAAGACAUGUAAGCGGGUGGCCAUCCGGACUACCAUUAGAAAAGAUGAUUGCAGGAGCAAUGCACCGGUUACAGUAUAUUCCUGCGACGGGAAAUGUCCAUCAGCCACCAUAUUCAACUUUAACAUCAACAGUCACGCCAGAUUCUGUAAAUGCUGCCGUGAGAGUGGACUGCAGACCCGCUCCGUCGCACUCUACUGCUCUCGCAAUGCCACAGUCGUGGAGUACAACUUCCAAGAGCCUCUGGACUGUUCGUGCCAGUGGAACUAAAAACAGCUGAAUGAGAGCAAGACAAGUGAAGAGAAUGUCUAAAUAACAGGGUGGGGUAGGGGGAUAUCUGAAUAUUGUUUUACUAAUGGACAAACAUGAAAACCAGCCAUGUCUUUUUUUUUGUUGUCGUUGUCUUAAUACACUUUACAACACUGACUUUGAGUCAUAGUUGUAACUAAAAGAUAUGAGAAUAACCGAUUUAAGAGGCGGAUUGUUUUCCAGAUAGUUUUCUCGCACUUUAGCCUUAUUUUCUGUAAGUCCUGCAGUGCCAACCCAUUCAGCUUCUAGUGCUUUCAGCUGAUGGUACCCUAAGCUUUUGAUCCUACAGUAUAUGAACACAUUGUUGCGUUUUUAAAUAGCAGUUGUGUUUAAACACUGUAUAUGAAUUUUGGUUUGUCUUAUAAGAUUCAUUUAGCCUUUAUGCUUUGUUGUCUUAGAAAAGUUGAAUUUCUUUCUCAAAUGUUAUUUUGUCUUCCUUUUAGUUUUUACAGUAGUUUAAUAAAAGAUUUAACAGUG